Striga hermonthica is the source of this 702-nucleotide messenger RNA. NCBI's taxonomy places the organism in Eukaryota, Viridiplantae, Streptophyta, Magnoliopsida, Lamiales, Orobanchaceae. The record is from the annotation of a GenBank genome assembly.
AUGAGGCAGGGUGUUUUUCUAAUUGUAAUGGUGGUAUUUUUGGCUAAUGCCGAGGACACGAAUCACGUUUUCGAUCCGUGUUCGGAUGCAAAGGUUCGAAAAUCGGACGGUUUUACAUUCGGGCUUGCAUUUUCGUCUAAAGACUCGUUUUUCUUCAACCAAACUCAACUUUCGCCGUGUGAUAAGCGUUUAUCCCUGGCGGGAAAUGGUGCCCAGCUGGCGGUGUUUAGGCCGAAAGUCGAUGAGAUUUCGCUCCUCACCGUCAAUAGCUCCACAUUUGAUCCUAGCAAAUCCGGUGGCUACAUGGUGGCAUUUGCCGGACGACGAUACGCGGCUCGUUCGCCAGCCGUGUUUGUUGCUGACAACACUCACACUGUAACGAGCUUUACCCUGGUUCUUGAAUUUCAAAAAGGUACACUCGAAAACUUGUUCUGGAAAAAGUUCGGGUGCGGGUCUUGCAGCGGGGGCUCGUUCGUGUGCCUCAACAACACCGAUUGUGCAGUCCGAAAUUCGAACUGCAAACAAAACGGUGGUUCGAUCGGGUGUGACGUGGGCAUACAGUUGGCCUUUUCUGGUACGGACAAAAACGAGAAUGUGCUAAACUCUUGGUACGAGGUGGCUAAUCUCAGGCAGUAUUCGCUAUACGCUCUUUACUCGGAUCUAAAAAGUUCUCUUACGAACCCGUUUAACGGCCUGUUUUGA